Messenger RNA from Rasamsonia emersonii CBS 393.64, 963 nucleotides. RefSeq lists its product as uncharacterized. The record is from RefSeq and is a predicted model, not a curated record. Lineage: Eukaryota; Fungi; Ascomycota; Eurotiomycetes; Eurotiales; Trichocomaceae. Gene Ontology annotation, molecular function: methyltransferase activity. The coding region runs from base 1 to 963 and encodes 320 amino acids. The transcript is spliced from 8 exons.
AUGAUGGUUUCUAACGGAGUCCUUAGGUUACUGACAAUGAUUCUACUUAUGGGCAAGAGCUCCAGUUCAACCUACAGUGCCUCUUUGACCUCUUCGGUGGUGAAUUACCGCCAUGAGAAUGGCAGGCGCUACCAUGCUUACCGCGAUGGCAGCUACCUCUUGCCUAACGACGAGAAAGAAGCCGAUCGCCUGGACAUGGGCCAUGAACUGACACUGAUGGUCAUGGAGAGGAAAUUAUUUUUUGCACCUAUUGGUCCAUCACCACAGCGAGUCAUUGAUCUGGGUACUGGAACCGGAAUAUGGGCAAUUGAUUUUGCUGAUGAAUACCCUUCUGCCGAGGUUAUUGGUAACGAUCUGAGUCCUACUCAGCCAUCCAUGGUUCCUCCAAAUCUCAAAUUUUAUGUCGACGACAUCGAAUCUGGAUGGACGUACGAAAAUCCAUUUGACUUUAUCCACGCUCGUUAUCUGGCUGCCUCCAUCAAAGACUUCAAGAAGUUGCUGAAACAAUGUUUCAACAAUACCAAGCCUGGAGGCUGGGUAGAAUUCCAGGACUGGGACAUGUUGAUAAGGUCCGAGGAUGGAACGACCAAAGGCUCCGCCAUCGAGAAGUACUAUCAGGCGAUCAUCCCUGCUUUUGAAAAAGCCGGCUAUCCCACCAGACCUGGACCACAACUUGAAGAGUGGUUCCGUGAAACAGGAUUUGUGAAUAUCCACGUUCACAAAUAUCGGGUUCCGAUAGGAGUCUGGCCGAAGGAUUCGCAUUAUAAAAAACUCGGAACAUUGUUUCUACUAAGUGCCGAGAAAGGUUUCGAAGGAGCUGCCAUGGCUGUCCUGACGAGGUUCGAAUCAUGGUCCCCUGAGGAAGUCACAGUUCUUGCGGCUGGGGCUUUGAGCGAUGCCAAAAAUCCAAAGAUCCAUGGACUAUUCGACUUUUAUGUCGUGUAUGGUCAGAAGCCCGAGUGA